AUGAAGGCUUUUAUCGUACUAGCAUUGUGUGUGGCGUCUGCCUUCGCGGGCUACCAGGAGGAUCUAUGGCUUGAAAAGAAUAGUGUUCGACCGCUCGGUCUGGAAGAUUUCAUUGAGUCGGAGUACACCGGAAGGAUUGUAGGAGGAAACGAAGUCAGUAUCGCUAAUUUCCCAUACCAGCUUUCACUGCGCUCCAACGGUAAUCACAUCUGUGGUGCUUCGAUCAUCUCCAGCAACUGGGCUCUGUCUGCUGCUCACUGUACUCAUCCAAUGCCAUCGGUUGGCUCGAUCACUUUCCGUGGAGGAAGCGCUAGCCGAACUGCUGGAGGCACCAUUUUCCAGGCCGCUCAGAUCAUUAACCAUCCAUCGUAUAACCCCAGCACCAUUGAUAAUGAUGUUUGCGUCAUCCGUAUCACUACUUCCUUCACUGGCGCUAACAUCUCACCAAUUACGAUUGUGCCAAGUGGAACUAGCUUCGCUGCUGGAACCCGCAGUGUGGUAUCUGGAUGGGGUCUAACUACUCCUGGUGGAUCGUUGCCAGUCAACCUACGUGCUGUGGACAUUCCCGUUGUCGCUCAAGGUACUUGCCAGAGCCAAUGGGGAGCUGGAAGAAUCACUGCAAACAUGGUUUGCGCCGGUGAGCCUGGACGCGAUUCCUGCAACGGUGACAGCGGUGGUCCACUCGUCACUGGAGGACGCCAGUUCGGUAUUGUAUCGUGGGGUGCCGUGCAAUGUGGUGGAAACCUGGCAGGAGUUUACGCUAACAUUGGUGCUGCCAGUGUUCGCAAUUUCAUUAGUUCGAAUACCGGCGUGUAA
Sabethes cyaneus is the source of this 816-nucleotide messenger RNA. Its product is annotated as trypsin alpha-3-like. The transcript is spliced from 3 exons. The record is from RefSeq and is a predicted model, not a curated record. Gene Ontology annotation, molecular function: serine-type endopeptidase activity. Gene Ontology annotation, biological process: proteolysis. The coding region runs from base 1 to 816 and encodes 271 amino acids. NCBI's taxonomy places the organism in Eukaryota, Metazoa, Arthropoda, Insecta, Diptera, Culicidae.